Hirundo rustica (Barn swallow) is the source of this 2503-nucleotide messenger RNA. It is a transcript of the gene DPH3, whose product is annotated as diphthamide biosynthesis 3. The record is from RefSeq and is a predicted model, not a curated record. The transcript is spliced from 4 exons. Lineage: Eukaryota; Metazoa; Chordata; Aves; Passeriformes; Hirundinidae. Gene Ontology annotation, molecular function: metal ion binding. The coding region runs from base 27 to 461 and encodes 144 amino acids. Gene Ontology annotation, biological process: protein histidyl modification to diphthamide.
CUCGGCUCCCGGCGCUUCCCGUCGGCAUGGCCGUGUUCCACGACGAGGUGGAGAUCGAGGACUUCGAGUACGACGAGGAGACCAGGACCUACAGCUACCCGUGCCCCUGCGGGGACCUAUUCCUCAUCACGCGGGAGGACCUGGAGAACGGGGAGGACGUGGCCACCUGCCCCAGCUGCUCCCUGAUCCUGCGCGUCAUUUACGACAAGAUCCCACCUGUGGUGACACAUACAGCUCAUGGAGUACAAAUUAUGUGUAGUGGGCGUUUAUGUGGAAAAUCUAUAUGGCUAAAGCAUCCUGGCAAACCACAGUUCCUGCUGGGUGAGUUAAGAGUCUGUCUUGAAGGAAUGAAGCAUUCAAAACUCCCCAUGCAGGUUCCUGGCCACCAGCUGCUGCUCAGGGACGUUCUGUUCCGUCACACUCCAGUCUGCACCUCCUGGCACUGCUUUGGUUGCACAUAACAUUGUCAUGACAGUGACUCCCGGGACUGCAAGAAUGAACGGACGCUUUGCUGUGUUUAUCAGCAGAAAGACAGUCAAAGGCAGUUUUGUUUGUGAGCUUGGCAUACAGGUUUUAUUCCCUGCAACAGGGAAAAGAUGGGAACGGUCAGAGUUUAGCAGAAAAAUAGAAUAGUCAUAGAGAAAAAAAAAAAACCAGAAAAAAUGUAUCUGAUUAAUUUUGCAUCUGUUCUUACUUAUGGACUACGCUCUUGUGUUGACUGGUUACUCUCAGAUUCAACAUUCAAAUGUAAUGCAUGAAUUAUUUUUAACUCCAGCCUGGUAAAUAUCAACUAUCUGCUGCUCAAACUGCCUUAGCAGAUAAGUUGCCAGGCUGAACUGAAUUCAUGAACCAGAACAGUGAAAACAUUUAUAGGACAGGAAUCAUCAUCAGAGGAGGGAAUUAAGAUAUCCCAAAGUGCAAGCAAACACACCCUGAUGUUUUCCCAAUAGAAAAAUUAGUCAACAGGACUAUGAACUCCCAAACUGUGUCCCCUCAGCUUGGCCUCCCUGAUUGUAAGCUGGAAGAAGCCUCCACCCAAGCAGGCUGAAAACAUCUGCUGCACAACAGAAGCUUUUCCCUGCACAUCCACCCACCUCCAUUUUCCCAGUUGCUGGGCUCAUGUGAAAGAGUUGUCAGUACAGCAGCUCCCUCUCAGGUAGUCUCUGCCCAUCAAUAUGGCUUUAUUGACAAAGUAUCUAUGUGCCCUCUGUGCUCAGACAUUUUGGUGAAGGUCACAUGGUGAGUGGGGCUCAAAGUCACUAAGGUUUUUUUUUUGCCUGAAUGCAUCCUUCACGCUCGAGUGUAUCCCAAAAGUCAAAAUGCAGUCCUAGAGACACGGACCUUUUCAUAGCCUAAGUGUUCUGUAACAUGCUUUUUUAAUUAGAUGAUAAAGAAAACUAAAUGAUCCCUUCCUUCUUAUUCAUAUGGCUCUAAAAGAGCUAUCUUUUUUCUACUAUCCUCCUCCUCCUCCUCCUCUUCUUCUAAAACAAAGAAACUUCCCUCAUUUUGCCCCCAGCACCAUUUCCAGGAGUACUGCCUGCUUCCAGAAAGCAGCACUGCCUCUCUCUUCCUGUGUUUCAGACUGGAGAGAUGGAAUAGCUUGGUGGGACCUUUAUAACAGAUUUUUUUCCCAGUACAAAGAGCAGCCUGAGCUAUUCUUGUACUUGCUGCUGCCAGCGAGUUUUGCAAGGCCCCCAAGAGGUGGGACAGCAGAUUGGGGCACCUCAAGGAGACAGUGUUUUCAUUUGCAUCUUGAUACAAGUGGGAUGGUAUCAAUUCUGAGUCACCUCCUUUGCCCACCCUGCCAUCUCAGCUGUGCCUCACAGGGACAUUAUCAAGAUUUCUUUUGCCAACUACACCAAGAUUUGCCUUAAUUUGCUUCUGUUGGGCAGAAGUACUGCUGAAGACCCUAGGAGAGAAAUGUGUUUUUUAGUUACCUCAGGUGGGCCUAAUGGUCCAGAGUAAGCUCUCCAGCUGAUGUUUUUCUCAAAAUGAGAUUUGUUUAAAAAUGAAUGGUUUAAGUUAAGUUACCUAAAGUCCCUGGGUGAAUCUGUUCCUGCGAUCAAUGAGAAAGCUGGGCCAGAAUUAAAAAAUAAGAAUGAGACUGUGCAUGUAAAUGUAAGAAAAGGAGAGACAGGUGUAAAAACAAUGUAUAAACACCUCUUGCUGAAAGACAGAAUUUUCUUUCCACAAGGAAACCCUGAGACGGGGGGAGAGAUGCACUUGAGCUCAGCCUUGCUUGGAUGUGGCACAGUGUGGCCUCUGGUACAGCUGGGAGCAGGGCAGGGUGCAGCACUGUCCUUGCACUUCUGCAAGGAAGCUGCUCCAUACAGUUGGGUAGAAGGAAAAUCUCACCAAACAAUGAGUUACAGGCCUCAGUCUGCCCUGUAAUUCAUGGCUGGCCACUUGGAUCUAGAGGCCUGUGUUCCAAAAACAGACUGAAAAAUGUUCAGAUCCAUGAGUGGAGUGGUUCAGGUCUUCCUGUGGGUCAGAAAUAAAGUCU